AUGUUCACCAUAAAGGCCACUUAUCGGGGCGAAACACGCAAGUUCUCGUUCGCCACCUCAAACUCUUUUCCUACCUUUGAGCAGCUUUGUAACCAGCUUUACCGUGUCUUCCCCAUCAGCCACAACUACUACCUCUCCAGGCUUCUUUUCUCUCCAGAUGCUAAUCUGCCUUCUCGCAUUCUCAUUGCAAGAGAAGUUCACUCCGCUGAAGACUACAAGAAAUGCCUUGCACCUAUGGAGUCUCAGUCUUGGCCGAACGCUCUUUUUAGGUUCUCCGUCUUCGAUGAGACCCCCCACAAGAUCCCGAGCGUACUCUCGGCUAACAGACCGCAAGUCAACGCUUCUUGGUCGUCGUCGGGCAAUGAAGUACCGCCACCACAAGGUUUAAACCAGUCAUCUUCAGUUCCACCUAUUUCAAUGUUCCACAUCCCUCCUCCUCCUAUCAUUUUCUCCGCUACAUCAUCUUCUUUCUCGCUAGCGGAAAUUGAUUCACCUGGCGUAUCUAAUCGAGGAACCAACAGCAGUGGACCGCAGUUCCAACUUGCGCCGCAGCCAAGAGCUGCAGUCAACCCAUGCUGCUCCGUUGCUCAAGGAAAGGCCGAAGUCCAGUCUCUUAUUACUGGGUUUCAAGACCACUUGAAUAAAGUUCUCAUGAGUACCUUCGGCUCGCCUGCCUCUCUUCCCGCCUCUUCUCCGCCUCCAACCGAUGUUGAGGCUGCCGAGAACAAAUCUGUAGAUGAUUUAACCUCAACGGGUCUUUCGUCUCUGUGUUCCAUCUGUAUGCAACGUCAGAAGGGCUCGUGGUAUUCUUGUGAUCAUUGCCACCUAUUGACAUGUGAAAAAUGCCACCAGCGAGAGCCUGCGGGGUUCUGUCUCAACAUGAUGGGACCUCACAGCAUGAAGUUGCUUCCGACUGCCACGAAUAAAGCGUCUUUCCAACCUACUCCACGUUUCCCUGCCCCGUGGCCUCUACCACCAACGUCUAUUCCCACUACAACAUCGCCCCCGCUUUUUACAAGUCAAGCCACUCGGUGCACUCGUAGGCUUGAAGUGCAGCCCGCAGUUGCGAACGCAGCAAUGCCUAACCACCCACAGCAGUUGCCUCCCAUUGUCGCGCAAUCCGGCUCCCGCACACCAACAGCCAAUACAUUCUCUGUUCCGCCUCCACCAGCAAUCCAUCGAGGUGUUGUGUGCGAUAAUUGUGAGAAAACAAUUGAGGGUGUGCGGCACAAGUGUCUUGAUUGUCCUGAUUACGACUUGUGUACUCCUUGCAUAUCCUCUGGUUCUGCUGAGCGCCACAAUCCCUUCCACGAAUUCUUUGAAAUCUCUGAGCCUGGGCGCGUUGUCGUGCACACCGUGUUCAGCGGGGAGGGUGAAAGAAACGCUACACCAUCUAGCAGCACCAGGCCUGUCGUCCCCCCAGCGUUGCCAGUCGCUACGGAGGAGCCUGUCGCUCAUCUAGCUAUUUGUGACUUGUGCGACUCCAGGAUCUACGGUGAUCGUUAUAAAUGUCUUCAUUGCCCAGAUUUUGACACCUGCCUAUCGUGCUUCAGCAUAACGAAUGAACAGCACCCUGGGCACUCUUUUGUAAAAAUCGCAAGGCCAACUGACUACUUCAGCCGUGGUAGCGACCCCCGCUUUGCCCACUUUGCAUCCUGCAACGCUUGCACCAAGACCAUCUACUCUGUCCGCUUCAAGUGCAUGCACCCAGACUGCCCCGAUUUUGAUUUGUGCGAAGCCUGUGAAGCUCAUCCGAUUUCAGUCCACCCGGACAACCACCCGUUGCUGAAGAUGAAGUCAAUUGAGACUGUGAUUCCAACUGUUUACCGAGUUGGCCAGACGAAGCUUAUCAACACGGUAGUUGAGAGUUCAGUAACGAUUGCUGACUCAGUGACAACCUCACAGGCUUCGCAGCAAUCGGUCUCCGUACUUGAGGAUCCAUCUUUGGUUAUGGGUACCUCACCUUUUUCUGGUCCCGACGGUUCACACGCUCUCAACAAUCCUGUAUCACCGGUUGACCCUCAAUCUUCUACACAUCAGGCUCAUACCUUUCCUUCCCUAUUUCCACCAUCUCCUCCCCCUCAAAUGAUACAAGUUGCUCCCAGUGUUCCAAAAUUCAUGUGGGGUUAUCGUGUUGAUGAAUCCGACGAUUUUCGGCAUUCGGCAGAAGGAUUCCGUUCAGAGGAAAAGGAGAAAGCUUCCGCACAGACUCCGAUAAUCGACCCUUUGCCGGAUGCGCACUCGGUUUGGCCUGUCCUUUCACCGUCGUUGAUCGCCACAGAACCGUCGGAUUUCGCAAAUAUUCCACAGGCAACGCUUGAUUCCCGAAAUAUUUGGCCAAACGCGUAUGGCGAAUUGAAUCAUCUUUUACAAGACGUUCAUUCGCUCUCCCUUUCGGAAAGUGCAACUUCUUUUACAUCCGAGCCUGCUGCAAAGGUGCUGGACACUUCGCCCUUGAGGGAGGAAGCGCUUCUCAACCGGCCGAUCGCUGCAUCGACAAGUGGUGCCCCACACUCGCUUGCUGCCCUCCUGAAUGACUACUUACCGGGUCCAUCGCCGUCGAUUCCACAAGAGGUUGAACGUACGAGUCUAAGCGCUACAUUUGUCGCAGACAUUACGGUGCCAGAUGGACAAAUCUUCCCACCUGGUGCUGAAUUUGUGAAAUGUUGGCGCGUUGUCAACGACGGCGGAUGUGAUUGGCCAGAAACGACUGAGCUUGUGUUUGUUGCUGGUGACGCCUUGGUUAUUGACAAACAGUCUCAGAUUAGCACCGUCGGCAGUGUGAAGGCUGGGACAGAGGUGGAUCUCUGGACCGGCGAACUCAAAGCACCUGAUGCUGCUGGAAGGUAUGUUGGGUAUUGGAGGCUUCGGGACGAACACGGAAAUUUGUUUGGGAACAGUAUUUGGAUUGAGAUCAACGUAGCGGAGGUUGACUCGUCGGACAACUCUUUGGCGGCGGCGUCGAUCAUCAUGCCGCACUCUGCUCCAGCUUUGUCGAGGACUGGGUCUGGUCCGGCUGCUUCCACCACAAUCGAUUCGACUCCUUCAAUUGAUGAUGGGAGUUCGGAUGGUGAAUCAGACCUAUCCGUGAUCAGUGUGCAGUUUUCGGACGACAACGAAGAUGACGUGGUUUGGGAAGAUAGCCGCUCUCGAGCGAACGCAGAGCCGGCAGGACAAGCAAUGGACUUUGUACUCUUGUACGAUGACAAUUCGUCGUCGGAAGAGUAA
This is a messenger RNA of Laccaria bicolor S238N-H82, 3228 nucleotides long. RefSeq lists its product as uncharacterized. Bases 1 to 3228 code for a protein of 1075 amino acids. Lineage: Eukaryota; Fungi; Basidiomycota; Agaricomycetes; Agaricales; Hydnangiaceae. The record is from RefSeq and is a predicted model, not a curated record. The transcript has 10 exons. Gene Ontology annotation, molecular function: zinc ion binding.